Messenger RNA from Acinonyx jubatus (cheetah), 1520 nucleotides. Its product is annotated as microtubule-associated proteins 1A/1B light chain 3C-like. The record is from RefSeq and is a predicted model, not a curated record. NCBI's taxonomy places the organism in Eukaryota, Metazoa, Chordata, Mammalia, Carnivora, Felidae. Gene Ontology annotation, cellular component: autophagosome; autophagosome membrane; cytosol. The transcript has 5 exons. Gene Ontology annotation, molecular function: ubiquitin protein ligase binding. Gene Ontology annotation, biological process: autophagy of mitochondrion; cellular response to nitrogen starvation; autophagosome assembly. The coding region runs from base 1011 to 1370 and encodes 119 amino acids.
GUCACUUUCCUCUACAUCAUUAUCAUUUGACAGAAGACUCUUCCAAUGUCAGGUAUCUCUGCAUGGAAUGGUGCCGGGGACACCCUCUGAAGAUCACGGUGUCUCCAUUCGCUAUAGAGGAGAUGCAAAGGGUUCUGUUUAUUCUCAGGACAGCGAUAGGUCUGAAUAAGACAGAGGGAUGUGAGGUGAGGAGGCAGCUGACCUCAGUAGCAAUACUGUGUUCCUGAAGGGGAAGCAGUCACGAAAGCCACACUGGUGCAUAAGACAAGCACAGUGGGGUGGAACAUCGUGGCCCAGAAAGGAGAACGAUCUGCCUGUUUACUGGAUCUUAGGCCAGUGAGUUCAUUUCUGUGGAUCCCAGUUCUAUCACUUUCUAAAUACAAGACCCUGAGCAUGAGCAUAACUGUCCUACCCACAUUCCUAGAACUGCAUAAAUAUGACAAAACGUGUUGGAAAACUGCAGAGUAAAAUGCUACUUUCAUACAUACCUGGGUUUUAUCCUGUUUCACCUCUUUUUAUCUGGGCAAAUCACUCAACCUUUCUGGAGUAUCUAUUUCUUACGUGAACAAUAGCAGUGUGUUUCAGGGUGAGGUGAAAUCGAUCUUCAACCUGCUCCAUAACUAUAUUCAGUGUCCUCACGAAGCUGUUUCUACCCAGGGGUCCUAAGCUUAGGCCCAUCGGUAAGCGUUAGUGUGAGGACCAAUGCACUACAUUGUAAAUCUUAAUUUCUUCAACAAAAACAAAUUCCUUACCGGUUGUGAGCAAAGCAGCCUUCUCAGACCAGCAAGCAGGUGGCUGUUCCAGGUCCUUCCUCAGGACUGACCUCCUCCUGCCCAGGGAGGGGCAGGGGAAGGCGGGUUGGAGACGCCUGAUGUCACACAGCCCUACCUAAGGGCCUCCUUUAGGCUCCUGCAGGUGGUUUGGAAGCAGCUGGAGGAAUGAAUUAGGUCCUGGUUGUGGGAUUUUUUUUUUUUUUUUUAAGUCAGACAGAGACACAGCUGUUGAGCAAAAUGCAGCCUCCACAGAAAACCCAAAGCCUCAGACCCUUCAAGGAGAGGAAGAGUUUAGCAACCAGAAGAGAGGAAGUCGCUAGAAUCCAGGCGAAGUUCCCCAGCAAGAUCCUGACUCUUAACAGAGUAGUAGUGGAGCACUACCCCUGGGAGAGGUUCCUGCCCCUGCUGGACAAGACUCGGUUCCUGGUCCUGCAGGCACUGACCAUGACCCUCUUCCUCAGAAUCAUACAGAGCUGCCUGGUCCUGGGGGCCUCUGGACCCUUUUACUUGCUGGUGAACAAUAAGAGCCUGGUCAACAUGAGUGUGACCAUGGCAGAGGUCUACAGGGACUACCAGAAUGAGGAUGGCCUCAUGUAAGUGACCUACGCCUCCCAGGAGAUGUUCGGCUGUCUGGGCUCCAGGAAGACCCUGCCGUCCUCUGCAGAGCAUGUCUAGAGCCUGGUGUCACCCCAUGUGGGUGGACUCCAUGUGGGCUCAGUCACUGGGAACCUCAGCCUGGGGACAGGU